This is a messenger RNA of Capronia epimyces CBS 606.96, 1197 nucleotides long. RefSeq lists its product as uncharacterized. Gene Ontology annotation, cellular component: mitochondrial inner membrane. Gene Ontology annotation, biological process: inner mitochondrial membrane organization. The transcript has 2 exons. Lineage: Eukaryota; Fungi; Ascomycota; Eurotiomycetes; Chaetothyriales; Herpotrichiellaceae. Bases 1 to 1197 code for a protein of 398 amino acids. The record is from RefSeq and is a predicted model, not a curated record.
AUGCCUCUGGUCGCACCUCAACACUUACGCCGCCUGGCCAGCUUCCCUCGAAAACGGGUGUUUCCAGCACACCUUGUUGCCGGGCGGAGAGUCGGCGGCUACAAGUACAUCUCGGUGCAAGCAACGCCGGCUACAGAUACCAGUAGGGUGGACAUUGUUGGCAGAUCAGUGUCAGCAUCAUCACCAGGUGGGAUACCUGCUCACAAUUCAGAUGCCUCAUUCGAAGUCCUUGGAAGCCCAUACUCGUUGCUGUCCGUCACACUGUCCCCUUCUCAAGACCUGUACACGCGUCGGGGCACAUUAGUCGGCUUUGCGGGAGACCCCGACGGAACUGUCUCGACUCUGCGAAUGCUCAAUCCUAUUCGUCGCGCCUUGAUUGGGAUACCCUUUCUCUACCAGAAACUCACCUCGACCUCCUCAGUCAAUGCCCUCAUAGCUACAAGGUCGCCCCUCACCACCUUCGCGAUCCUUCAACUGGACGGUAGGACUGAUUGGAAACUGGCCCAAAGAAAAGCUUUGUUAGCAUGGACUGGAAAUACGCUGUCGGUGAAGCCAACUCUGAGCACAAAGUUAUCACUUGCAUAUUGGGGAAGCUCUGAAGUGACUGGAAGGGGUCUCCUCGCCCUUGCCGGCCAAGGGCAGGUCUAUUCUAUUGAGCUUGCUGAAGGGGAGACCUAUGUCAUUCACCCUUCAAAUAUCCUAGCAUACUCGACAUCAUCGCCCUCUCCACCCCCACAACCAUACCGAUUCAAAUCCACAAACGUUCGGUUUCAAAUCCCUCUUCAGCUUGGAAAUUUCUUUCCAUCGUCGAAAUUUGUGGAGACGUUGAAGACGAGCAAUACCUACAAAAUUGUGGCAAACUCACUGCUUAGGAUUCGGACGUGGAGUCGCAGGACUAUAUGGGGUGACAGGUUGUUCCUACAAUUCCGAGGUCCUACGACCCUCCUGAUACAAAGUCGAGCCGCAAGAGUGAAUGAUGUUUUGACGGCGCAGGAAGUCAACGAAAUCGCCGAUGCUCCUGCCGGUGUUGUCAAGGAGGUGAUACGCGACUCGCCAUUGUCAAGAGACAUUAAGCCCUCCAGCAUAGCUAUAGGGGAAACCUCGUCGUCCUCGCCAGCUGUUCCGUCUCAAUCGCAGCCGAAGGUGUCAUUUGCAAGCGUCAGUCGGGAUGGCAAAGUGACUUUUGACAGAACAUAG